This is a messenger RNA of Cantharellus anzutake, 2508 nucleotides long. RefSeq lists its product as uncharacterized. Gene Ontology annotation, molecular function: nucleoside diphosphate phosphatase activity. The coding region runs from base 1 to 2508 and encodes 835 amino acids. NCBI's taxonomy places the organism in Eukaryota, Fungi, Basidiomycota, Agaricomycetes, Cantharellales, Hydnaceae. The record is from RefSeq and is a predicted model, not a curated record. Gene Ontology annotation, cellular component: membrane. Gene Ontology annotation, biological process: nucleoside diphosphate catabolic process. The transcript has 2 exons.
AUGCCACCUCCCACAGCAUCUGACCUAUGGCUCACCUCGCGUCGCUUUGGGUUGGUGAUAGAUGCCGGCUCAUCGGGAUCUCGGCUGCAGAUAUAUAGCUGGAAAGAUGCUCGUUCUGUCAGGCAAACCCUAGACCUCGAAGCCCUGGACAGGUUACCGCAGGUCGAGAAAGGUGUACCUUCUGGUGAUGAUUGGCUUCAUAAAGUCGAGCCGGGUAUCUCUUCAUUUGCGCAGAACCCAAUGGGUAUUCCAGAAUAUCUUGCGCCACUCCUUGAGCACGCAAAGGACACGGUGCCCCCAUCCUUACACCGAGAAACUCCGAUAUUCCUCCUUGCAACGGCUGGAAUGCGACUUCUCCCCAAAGACCAGCAGAAUAGCAUAAUCGAAGCCACGUGUAUGUUCUUCCGAGCCAAUUCCAGCUUCCGACUUGAGGCGCCGUCGAUAAUCGGACCAUGUGGAUCAAGCGUGCGAAUUAUUAGUGGAGAGGAGGAGGGUAUAUUUGGCUGGAUUUCUGUCAAUUACUUGAUGGACGGCUUCACUGGACAUGACCAACAUCAUCGUGGAACAUAUGGUUUCCUUGACAUGGGCGGGGCAUCAACUCAGAUUGCGUUCGAGCCAGGCCCCUCGGAGCGUGAAUCAAUGUCUCAUACGACUGCAGACACUUUGAUUGACGUCCGGUUGCGCUUGUUGAGUGGAGAAGAAAUCGAGCAUCCCGUGUUCGUCACAACUUGGCUAGGAUACGGGACGAAUCAAGCUCGCGAACGAUACAUCGGGUCACAAGUGAAGAACUGGUUAUCGUCCGGACAUGGAUCCACAAAUUCCAUUCCAGAUCCAUGUCUUCCUAAACAACUCAAUAUCCCCCUGUCACCUCAAGCCAUUCCGGGGACAGAUGCGAAGGCCGGGGAGUCCCAUGAAUUGAUUGGGACGGGCUCGUUCGAACAAUGCUUGGUGCAGACCGCUCCGCUACUGAACAACGAUCGUCCAUGUCCUGAUGUGUCAUGCCUUUUCAAUGGUGUCCCAGCUCCGCGCAUUGAUUUCUCGCUCUCUAAAUUCAUCGGCGUUUCGGAAUACUGGUACUCGUCCGAGCACGUUUUCGGACUUGGUGGAGCAUAUGACGUUGUUCAGUAUGAGCGCGCUGCUAUCGAAUUCUGUUCGCGGGAAUGGUCGGAUAUCGUUCAAGAGCACAAGGAGACACAUUUUGACGAGUUUGGGAAGCCAAUUCCACCUGGUACAUGGGGUAAGGAAGUUGGUCUGAAUCGUCUACAGCUGCAAUGCUUCAAGGCAGCUUGGGUCGUUAAUGUCCUCCAUCAGGGGAUUGGACUUCCCCGGAUUGUUGACUCUGGGGGCAAUCAAACCACGGGAGAGGCUGGUUCGGCUGAUGAGAAAGCCAAGGCAAAAGGGCUUGGACCGAACCUCGUCGGCCCAGCCACUUUCCAGAGUGUCGACACUAUUGGCGACACGGCGGUAAGCUGGACACUUGGGAAGAUGGUGCUGGAAGCAAGUAAAGAGGUACCACCUAUCAGCUUGAAAACUCCCCCCCUCCUUGACCCCAACCCAAAUCGACACCCAUCUUGGUCGGAAUCGCAUGGCGGUAUCGGCAGAUCGUCGACGAUUCACUUCCAUUUGAUGUCUCCAACGUUGUAUCCCGUCUACAUGGUUUUGAUGAUCAUGUGUAUUUUCCUCGUUCACAUCCUCCGCCGAAGAAUCCUGCCGAACCUUGUUUUGCCAUUGCGUUCUAGACGUCGCCACAGCGGUCCCACUUAUGAAUACUUGAAUAUGGAAGAAGGGGGUGGCAGUAACUUAUCAUCUUCCUCCUCGCCGCCCAGUUCUCCCACUUCUACCGCUUUCGUUCCAAAGUCCUCUGGCAUCUUGAAAUCUGUUCGCCGGAUUUUUCGCUUCUUGACCAAACCGAUUCGUCGACAGUUGGAAUACAGUCGUACUCUGUAUCGGAACAAGCCAAUACGCUCGAGCGCUGGCAAGAAUCUCAUGACUCAACCGCCACUUAACCAGGCUCGCUCUAUACCCACGGGAUUUUCGGCCAUGACCUCAAAUCGAAUGCAUCAUCCUCCAAAUCUUAGGUCCUUCAGUUAUGACACUGCCGUCGCACCACCACCGAGACCGAAAAGACAACUAUCCGGUUCGAUUCUUCCUUCACUUAUCUCUCGUGGCCCCACCACAUCACCUUCCAUGUCACAACGAAGUAGCUUCAGCGGUUCACGACCACCAUCGAUACGUAUCCCAAGCUCGAGACCUCCUUCCGAGCCGGGUAACGACAGCGACUCGGAUCCCAGCGGACAGGAGCUUGAAUUUGAUUAUACAUACGAUGAUGAUUAUCGGACUAAUAUGAACCUGGCCACUCGACCGGGUCCGCCAGUUAGCCCGAGCGGGAGGUUGGCGGCUCUUGGGGUGUUGCAUAGUCUAGGUUCAAGAAAUUCAUCUCAGGUCAACCUCACUUCUGCAGUUCCCCGGGCGAUGAACGUUUCACGAUUGGAAUAUUAUGAUCAUUAG